Messenger RNA from Podarcis lilfordi (Lilford's wall lizard), 10411 nucleotides. Lineage: Eukaryota; Metazoa; Chordata; Lepidosauria; Squamata; Lacertidae. The record is from the annotation of a GenBank genome assembly.
GGGGAGAUCAAAGCGGAGCAUCAAGAGGGCCGGUGACAGGAGGGCGGGAGGAAGGGCUUCACCCAGCAUCUCGGGAAAAACAAUGGCAAGUAAGACUAUGGCAGCAGCAGCAGCAGCUCCUGCUUUCCUGUGCAGGUAAUCCGAAUAGCAGCAAAGCCCCUGGAGCCACCCAGUCUCCCAGCAGCCAGAGCGAUGUGCUGAGGUCCCCAGCCUAGGCGGCCAUUGCAUGGGAAGCGGAGAGGGGGGCAAGAGUCUUCCACGUCCAGCACAAGCGCCCCUGGCUGGUCCUCAUCUCUUUGCCCUCCUCGCCAGGGCCACUCUCACAAGUUGCAGACGGGGCUCCGCCAGAGUGUCAAAAGAAGGGGGCGGGGGGGACUAACGUCUGCCUCCCUCUUUGGCCUCCGCGAUCCUGGGCUGGGCGGGGGCUGCAUUCCCAACCCAGGCAGGUCAGCAUCUCCGGGACUUGCAAGGGACCCGGGUCCUCCUUGCCCGGCGAUCGCCUCCGUAAGUGCUGGUGUCAUCAUCAUGGUUUUGUUUAGGCUGCUGCUAACGGGGCCCGGCACGGCCACGCGCGCCCGGCAGGGAGCGAGGAGGUCGGCGCUGACCUCUUAAGCAGGCCACGGAGAUGGGUGGAGGCGGUCGGGAGGAGCGCCAGGCCAGCCAGCCACCCAAGGAAAAAAAACCCCAAAAUCAUUCUCGGUUCCCUGACAUCCAUCAUGUGUUGUACCUUUCCGUCGAAGGCUUCCUUUCGCUGUCCUGGUCUGUCACGUUGGGAAUUGGGGAAGUGGGACGGGGAGCUGGAUUUAGUUCAGAAGUGGCUGGGAACCGACUCAUCCCUUGCAAUAAGCAGAGCUCUGCCCGGACAAAGUUUCUCUUUGACUCUCUUUCUCUCUCUCUCGGUGCUUAAACGGACUUCCAUGCAAGGCCCCAGCCAAGCGGGUAAUUCUUCUUGAGAUUCAACAGGGCCUUUGGGAAUAGGGGUAAAUAGCUCCCCACCCACCUCCACCCAAAAAACCCAGGCUGGUCUUGUAUAACAAUGAUAAUCAAUCUUGGGAAAUGAAAAUCCAUUUGCAUGUUUGAGCCACACAGUUCUCACUACAGAGCAAUUAAAUAAGUGAAUGAAAAGUCGGGGUGGAGUUUGCUUUAGAAAAUAGACUUCUAUAUAAAAAAGUGUCCCAAUGUUCUUUCCUGGUUUCCUUCAUUCUCAUGAGCAUGCUCCUCUCCUGGGAAAAGAAGGACACCUGAAGUGAUGGGGAAAGAGUCCUAACCACAUACGAACUAUGAUGGGUGAGGUUCAAAGUGGUUAGGGCUGCUUAGGGAUGUGAUAUUGUGGUCACGGUUGAAAGUUCUUUAAAAAUGUCAGCUCUGAUGACAACUCAGCUGUAGCAAUAUUAAGGUAAAAAUAGUGUCUGGUUAAAAACAACAACCCUCAAGGGUUAAAAUAAAACUGAGGCUGUUGCAAUGCGCUGCACAUUUAGGAGAGAGUAAGUCCAACUGAACACAGUGGGACUGCUGAAUAAACAUGCAUAGCACCUGAAUGCUGGCAUAUAUGUGCAGGGUGAGUUUCUAGUUUUCUCAUUUAAAAGAAAAGCAUGGUGUGGCAGGAGGAGGAAAUGUAAAAAAGGGGGCAAGUGCAUUCUAGGAGUUGGAAGAGAAGAAAGGUUUAAUCAUUAGGAACUUUUAACACAGGGGGAAAAGGCAUUUCAAUGGCAUUUUUUUUUUAAAAAAUGUAGUAAUAAAUACUAUGGAGUGCCCAGGGAUAAAAUAUAACUGCAGUCUUAUGCCCACUACCUCCUGUUGGGAGAAGAUGCCAUUGAACUCAGUGAGACUUGCAUAUGAGUAAAGAUGCCUAGGGUUGUACAGUCAUUCUCUUAAAAAUCAAGAAUUCAUGCUCUUUCAUUAAAACUAACUUAGCAACAAAAGGAAGUGCUUCACACAAUGCAUGCAUGUAGUUUGUUUUUCGAACUUAACAUCACAGGAUAUUGUUAUAGUGAGAAUAUGUUUAAAUGACUUGAUUCAAUUCAGGAGAACCGAUCUGUUGUUAACUAAGUUUCAUUGCCAAAAGUGCAGUAGUAAGGAUUAAUAACAGGCAUGGGAUAUUGCUAUUGAGUCUUGCCUUGAAGGCACUUCAAGUACUGUGCCCUUGUUGCUUGUCCACACUCAAGUCCACUCACAUGAUACUUCUGUAGGUCACCUGACUAGGCCAUGUGAGAUUCCAGAAGGUCAGCUGGCCACCUGGUGAGUUACUUGAUACUCAGCUAAACUUAUUUCUACUUUAUUGACUCACAUCUAUGUUUAUAGCACAUGCCACCAUCCAGAAGGCUUGAGCUGAGUAACUAUAGUAUAGCCUUCCUAACUAAACAGAAUGUUCAAAUUAAAAGAGGAAUUCAUUGAGACUAGCUUCUGGGGAGAUGUGCCUAGGAUUGCAGCAUUAGUAUUUUAAGGUGGUUAAGAGUUUGGUUCAGAUUUCAGCUCAACCAUGAAUGAACUGGGCUGGUCUUAGGCAGCUCUCCCUCCUCAGCUCUUCAUCUAUAAUAUGGUCCUAAGAAUACCAGUCUAAUUUAUAGGGUUGCUGUAAGGAUACCUUGGAAGGUAACAACUGAUUUAUCCUUUCCCCUCUAUUGCUAGAGAGUAGCCAAUAGGACUUCAGAAGAGCAAGGGAAGAAAAUGCAAGGAAAGAGCUUUCCCAUCAGGCUUCUUGACUGAAGAGGCAAGGAAAUGCACUUUGCAGCAGAAAAGUAAGAAUUUGGCUGUUCAAGACAUCAGUCAAGGAGAAGACAACCAAAAGCUCUGGCCCAAAAUGAAUUAUAGCACAUCCACUGCGAACACUUUGUACCACAGUGGCACUCGCACUUCCGAACCAGACCAUGGAAUGACUGUGGACGGGGCUGGAUCAGAAACUGCUACGCUGACCCCUGAAACCAGCAGCUUUAACAGCACCAAAAUUCCAGAUGUGGCUGGCAAUGGUUCUGGCAUGGGGACCAUGCUGCUGUCCUUCGGCAUCAUCACUGUGAUUGGGUUGGCUGUUGCUAUGGUAAGACGGUGUCUACCAUGUGGUUCCUACGGGAGGGCUGCAGAUUGCUUAGUUCAGGAGCUCCACUAUAAUAUUUCAAGUAGGGUACAAAAAUGCCUAAGACUGGGCCAGUCCUUGGGUGCCAGUCUACCUUGAUCAUAUAUCAGUUUAAAUGGCAUGGCUUUUCACCGAAGGACCCUGGGAAUUAUUUUCUCAUUUGGGUGUUUAAAAUCCUCUGUUAGAGAUCCCAAGACACCCCCUCUCUCCAAAAGCACAGAACUGCCAUUUCCUAGGAAAAGGGAAUAAUUAUUAAGUCUAGCUAUAGGGUUGGCUUCAGAGAUGAAGUGCAAGCCAGUGCGUGUCUACUCAGAAGUAAGUCAUGUUGCGUUCAAUGGGGCUUGCUCCAAGGUAAGCAUGUGUAUAGGGUUGCAGCCUAAGGUUGCAAUCCCAUUCAUAUUUUCCUGUAAGGCCCGUUGAACACAGUGUGACUUACCGGUACUUCCAAGGGUUGCACUGUAAAUUAAGCUGCAAUCCAAUAUGGGCUUAUUUGGGAGUGAGGUUUCCUUCUGAUUAUGCAUGUCUAGGAUUGCUCUCUUAGUUACUGAGUUACCUCUUACUGAGGUAAAGUAAACUGGGUUUCCAACUAGUUCUUCCUAGUAUGCAUGAGUGUACAUGAAUGCCCCAAUCCUACACCUGCUUUCCUAGGAGUAAGCCCCAUUGCACUCAAUGUAAUUUUGCAUGCCAAAGAGUAUACAGUACUUGUUUUUCCUAGGAAUUGGUGUGAAAAGGUUUCUCCAGUACUUACAACAACUUUCUGCUUUUCUAGGUUUUAUAUAUCAGGAAGAGAAAACGGUAAGUGCUCCUUGCUGUUGGUAAAGUAAUGUUUAGAGACUGAUUGUUUCUGUAUUUGAAAAUCUCCUGUAAUGACCUCUGCACUUAGGCAGCAGAUACUGAACCAAGCCAAAGAUUGUACCAUUAAAGCAAUCUUAUACAUGCCUCCUCAGAAAUAAGUCCCAUUGAGUUCAAUGAGAUUUUUCUCUCAAGUACAUACGUAUAGGAUUUCAGCCUAAAUGCAACUUUGGUGAUGUGGUCCCUGCUCAGAGUAUUUAAAUUCUAAACGGUUGCUGAGCAAAAACUGGAACGUUGAUGUUCCUGUGCAGUCCGAUAACUUCACAGUGGUGGAAUUUUCACUGUCUGUUUCCCCUCUGUAGACUAGAGAAGUUGCGACAUCAGCUCAUGCCCAUGUACAACUUUGAUCCUGCUGAAGAACAGGAUGAGCUGGAACAAGAGCUGUUGGAGCAUGGCAGAGAUGCUGCUUCUUUGCAGGCUUCACAGAAUAAGGUAACCCCCCCCCCCCUGACCAAGGCAUUGAUAGUUUGGUAUCUUAAAGGGAUAUUGUGAUCAUCUCUGCUUGGAUGGCUCCAGGCUAGACCCACAUCAGGUUAGAAGAAGAUUUUCUGUGCUGCUUUUCCUUCUGAAGCCAUGACUCUUUCCCCCUUUUUCAAAGUACAUAUAUGGGAUUGGAAUUUGUGAUCAAUUUUAGUGCCAAAAUUAAAAGGUUUCUGUAAGUGAUUAUGAAGGAUUAGCUGAAGUUAUUGCAACAAUAUGUGUGUGUGCGUGCUCACAUACACACAACUUUCUGAUUUUAAUGGGAGCUGCUUUGAGUAAGUGCACAAAGGAUCGCAACCUCUAAUGCUAAUAAAAUGAACUGAGUGGAACCUGAAUGCAGGAGACACCUGGAAGAUUCAUUUGUUCAGCUGUUUAGAUGGUAGUUGUAAUGGCCCUAUAAUCCUUGUCCUAAAUGUGUGAAACUGCUUUUAUACUGCAGACCAUUGGUUCACAUAACCCAGUAUUGCCUGCUCUUGACUGGCAGUGGCUCUCCAAGGCUUAAGAUACAAUUCUUCAGACAUAAAUUCUUUAAGUGUCGUUUCUGGGAUUGAACCUGGCAUCUCAUGCAUGUAAAGCAGGGGUGACCAGGCCUGCAGGAUCUCCUUCGGGGUGUGUGUGGUGUGUUUUUUUUAUUACUAGCACUGUGAGGUUCCCCAAUGACAGUUGGGUGUAAAAUAGUAACUCAGGCCGGCUGGAAGCUCAGCCCAGGAAUUUGCGAUCAGCACCAGAACCAAACUUGCAAGUUCUUUCACUCACAAAUACAUGCCUGGUUCCCCUCCCGCCCCCCUGAUAAAAAAAAUACUUUGCAGCAACAAAAUUUGUGGGAGUAAAGCGUUUUUGUUGUCGUUGUUGCUGAUUCACCCUUGAAAAUACUAAAACCUUGCUAAUCUACUGCAAAUAGCCAGCAAUCAUCCAUUAGAUCCUGACCUACCUUCUGCCUUCAUUUAAUGUAAAGCAAGUAUUGAAGUCAAUAUGAUACAGAGUGGAACCUACAUUGGCUGCAACUCUCAGAGUUCUAUAAAAAUCAUGUGUUAAAAAGUGAUGAGGGAGAAACGCUUCACAAAUGCUCAGAAGAAAUCUUUACUAUUGCUCUGCAUGCUUCAAAUUAAGCUUUUGCAUAGAAACAAGUUCCAGAACUGAGCCAUGGCUUCCGUAAAGAAGGAGAGGAAAGGAGAAGCGUUAGCUGAUCUCACAAUGUGUGUUUGUUUUCUCUUCACAUUUUCUCUAAAAGCUUAGCCAGCGGGAACAGGAAGAUCCGGUAUGUUUCUGUGCAGGUGGUGGGAAUGGAAUAGAGUAGACCCUUCUCUUGUACCUGAACCUAUCCUGUAAUAGAUCAGUAGAGAAAUCCUGGUAGCUUUGAGAAAUUUAUCUUGGCCGUGAUCAGAGCGACAAGCUCAUGCCAGCAAAGAACCUGUUUACAUUCACAUUGAUAACUAAGGAGAUUACGAGCUACUGGUUCAGUGUGAUGAAAUCAGUUCUGCAAUAUUAUAAUUAAAAAAACAAGCAAACAGCUUUUGAGGCAGUUUAGCGGGAUUUUUAGCCAAAUUGGAACAUGCUUAGAAAUAGCAAAUGGCUCUGGUAGGCUUGGAGCUGCCCCUGGCUAUAGGGUGGUAGUGAUUGGGUGCCACCAAGUUGGGGUUCUGAAAAGUCAGAGGAGGGUAAGGCUACCUCCUUACCCACCUGGCAGUGCCAUCUCCUUGGGUCCCCUUCCUGACAACACUCCAGCGAGGCGGGUACUGCAGGGGCCUCUCCUAGUGUGAUUUCCUCCCUAUUCCAAGUCCAGGGCCAUGACAGUAGCAGUUGCAACACCUGCAUUCAAUUUUUGCUUCAUUUCUCCCUCCCUGCCCACCUGGUGUUUUUCUUCCCCUAACAAUAUUUGUUUGUGGACAACCACUUCCUGCCACCCAGGCCACCAGAGAGCAAGAGAUUAGUUGUGUGUUUACUUUUACGAUACAUGGACCUUUAAGAAUCUGGCUCACUAUUACUUCUGUCAUAGGAUUGCCUAUGAGGGCAACAUUUUACAGGUCCCAGAGAAGCAGAUGAGGGUAAAGUACACACAAAUUCCUUCUUAAAUCUGUUUCCACCACCGUCUCUUUCCAAUUUCUUUUUUUUGGUUACAGACAAAUCAAGGGGUGCUCCAGAGACCUAGUCGCCUUGUGUUCACAGAUGUUGCAAAUGCCAUCAAUGCAUGAGCAGUGCUUCCUCAGUCCGAGAGGCAGGAGGGUGACACCAACCAGCUAGCAACUUGCCACGGACAGUGACCAUUGAUUCCAGCUGGGGGAGAAGGUGCCAGGAACCAAUGUGAAGCCUGUCGGGAAUCUGUUGCCAUCAAGAAGCUACUUCACUCAGAGCUUGAUUGGUAAUGUCAAUACCGAGCUGUGUGUGCUGAAAAGUGCAAGGUUAUUUGAGAUAAAUUGAUAAGAACAUGCAUUGUGACAGGCUAGAGUUAGGAACGAGAGCAUCAGUUUCUAAGGCCUUCCUCCAUUGGGUUGUUGUCAGAGUAUCCUAACGUCAGAAUCUUGCAGGUUAACCCAAUCCACUCCAUGCAAUAGACUCCCAUUCUCAGAUAUGUGGGUGCAUCUUUCUGGCACUGGAAGCCUGGGCAGUUGUCUCUGUUAUCUGGACUCAAGCCUAUAUUAUGAUGUGCACCUGGUUGUCCCAUCUCAUGUUUCAUGUGCAUAAGAGGCUGACCUUAAGCAUGAACACAAGGUCCAGAAUUUUCCUUGCGACCUUCUAUUAGAUUUCUCCAGCCCAGGUACUCUAGCUAGCUCACCUUGAGGACCAUUUGCAAGCUGAUGCUGUAGAGUGUGGCUUCUAGAAGCUGGAAACUCUCCCAUAUCAGAAGGGCUACCUCUCAUGAGCACUUAACUAAAGGGAGAGUCUUAGAAGUAGGAGCAGCAAUAUGUAACUCGUGGAUUUUGAGAUGACUUAUCCCAUCCUUCUUCAGCCAAAGACAGUAAGCCUUAGCUGAAGACCUUUGUGUGCACAUGCAUAUUCUUGCAUAUACUUAAUCAGAGAUGGGUUCAUGUCCAUACAGAACUGUUAAAAGCCUGAUCUGUGUCUGCCACAGGAUCUGCAUUCAAGGUUCUUUUUGCAUUCUUUUGAAAAUAUUCAAGAACAUUACAAGAAAAGCAAAAGGCGCAGGACAGUUUUGUACAUUAGGUUCUUGUUCUGACCUGGCUCUGUGUUCCAUGCUGAAGAUAUUCCAGAUUUUCUGAUAGUUACUAAAUCGAAUAAAUCCUACAAUGCAGGCAAACCUCAGUACAUGUAAGUUAACACAGUUUUAUUUUACACUCCUGGUAGAGUGGGGAGGAGAAUGUUGUUAUUUAUUUAUAUAUAUUAAGAUAAUUUGUAUCCCAGCAUUCAACUAAAAAUAGAAUGCUCGAAGGGCUCGGGGUGUAGAAUGCAGAUUUUGUUUUGCCCCCCCCCCCUUAUUUUCAGCAUAGUACCAAGGAAGAGAGAGGAUUACCAUUCCUCUGGAACAGCCUUUUCCAAUCAGAUGCCCUCCAUAUGUCUUGGGCUACACCUCCCAUCAGCCCCAGCCAGCCUGAGGGCUGAUGGGAGUUGUAAUGUGAAACAUCUGCAAAGCACCAGGCUGGCAAAUGCUGAUGUAGAACACAAGGGAACAAUAGUGAUGCUGAUGUAAAGGGUCGAGCAAAGAAGCCCCACACUGUCUCUGCUGGGAGCUCAGGUUCCUUAUGAGUUAACAGGGAUAUUUUGGGACACUGAAAUUUUCUUUUAGAAUUGUGAAUAUGAUAGUUUUGUUCUCCUCCCCAGUGGUGGCUUACAUACUCAGGAAUUUGCAGUAGCAGCCAGGUGCUGCGUUAGGUCAGUCUUUGUGGUCUGAUGAUGUCUAUGCCUGUUUCCGAAACCCUCUUGAUAUUUACGUAUUUAUUAGAUUCCUAUCCUGUCUUUCCAUCUCCACGUUCGAGGAGACAAACCAAAUAGCCAUUACACGAAACUGCUGUAGCAAAUCAGUCAAGAAGCAUCGAAGUAAAGUACAAUCAAAGGGACAGUGUUUCUUGAUGGAAAAUGGGAGAGCCUGGUUCGGACCCUCCUGCUGCUGGCAGCCGGUUGUGCCCUACAAUGUCAUUAGUGUACAAAGAGAAAAGCCGAAGUGUGGGCAGGUAAAAAGCCCUUCUGCUCUCCACAAUCACUGUGCAGUUCAGGAUCAUAGCUCCUUGUACUCCUCCAGUUGUUUUUGACCACAACUCCAUCAGCCCCAACCAGGAUGACUAAUGGUCAGAGAGGAUGGGAGAUGGAGUGAAGCAUAGAAGGGCCACUGUGCAAGUAUUGACAUUUGUGGGCAUCUGUGCACUUUAGCGCAGGUUCCGAAGCUAACCACAAACUACUUAUUUAUGUGUGUGCUGCUUAUCAGGGCAAAGGAAAGUGUGGCGCAGUAUAAGUAGGAUUUCAUAUUGAAGUGUUUGUGGGGGAUGAGAGUAUCCUGGCUGUUCUCUUCUGUGCUCCCAAGGGAGCUACAGCAUCCGAAACGCACUUCUGUCACCUUCUUCGGUUUCCAUUGGGAACAAAAUGGGAAGCUGGGGGGAAAACGUCAGAGAAACCUCAUUCCAAUCCUUUAACCUUCUAACCCCAGUUUCUCUUUUCUCCCUUGAUAUAAUUUUUUUGCUUGGCACACUUGUUUCAUGCAAGAGGCAGGUUGUGAUCAUGUAAAGCUGGAUCCAUAUGAUAGAUUUGAGAUGCUCUGCUGUCAUGCAGAUGAGUAAGUGGCCUGACAUAUGCAGAGCGGUACUGUUGAUGUGUUGUCACUGAAUGUGCCCCCCACCCCUGGCCUGUGCAUGCAAGUUUGCCACUCAGGUCUUUUCUAGACCUGUAAAACGUGUGUGUAGAGGUGUAUAAUGCAUAUGACUGGCGACGUGAGUAUAUAGUGUCAAACUCCAUGAAUUAGAACUUUGCAAUCAGUGUUAAGUCUCCCUACUCCCUAUGUAUCUUCUUCACUUUUGGGGUGUAUAAUCGCAUCGGAUCAUGAAAACUUUCUCAUUCAAUGAUCAUUUCCUGAGGGCAUUCACACAAACACCAGUAACACAAUUCCCUCUGCCAGUCCUACUUGGGAACUCCUUUUGAAAGAAAGAAAGAAAGAAAGAAAGAAAGAAAGAAAGAAAGAAAGAAAGACUCUCAAAAGAUUCCAAGGGCUCAGCUGAAUCUACAGUUCACAGAUAGCUUUCACUGUGACUUCAAUUUCCAUUGCAACCCAGAUCUAUAAGACAGCAACCCUGGCUGGCAUUGAUGGCAUUCAAUAAGGCUGUAGCUUAUAAAGUGAAGUAUAUUGAGGCAUUGGAGGUUGGCAGUAAGGCCUCCAACACUGAAUUAUCAGGUGGUUUGUUAGCAGGCAGCAGCUGCUACUCAGAAGUUGUGCACCACCCUUUGCCAACCAUAAGUUUUGGACUACAAUGCUCACCUACCCAUGACAGUAUAUCCCCAAAACAUUUGGAGGGCACCUGGUUGGCAAAGGCUGCUCUAUUCUUUGCAGUGCUGGGUUUCUUUUUCUCACUGACAGCAUUGGCUCUUUAGCAUUCUCAUCACUGAAGCAAAAAAAUAAAAUAAAAAAUGACUGGAAAAUGAAAUUUGUUUCCAAAGGCAACAAUAUGCUCCAUGAAGUGCCAUUAACUGAAAUCCUUGCAAUUCUCAGGCACUUGAAAACAUAGAGGCUGAGUGAUUAACUUACUGCAUAUUUGGUAGAAACAUGCACUUUGAUCAUAGGCUGUUUCUGAAGGGCAUGCUAUAUAUAGUAUGAAUGGUUCUGGAAAGGAAAUGGGAUAUUAUUACCAGUUCCUUUCUGCCCUGCAUCUGGAAGGCUUUCAGUAAUGUAGUGCUGAUGGCUUCACUGAAAGGGCAGCGCAGGUCUUUGUUAGGCUUGUGUACCAUCGUAUUCUUCGAAUGCAAUAGCCCUUUCUUACAUGGUACUUGGAAGUCUCUGCGUAAUGUAGGAUAACCAUUGCAAUAUGUUCCUGUAUUUGAGACGUUAUUAAAAUAUUUAUGUGAAAUCAA